AUGGCACAACCAGCGGUGGUCGCUGCCGAAGAUCCCGAGCACAGCAACGAGUAUGGCGACGAAGGAUUUGAAAGCGACGUGCCCAGAAGCCGCCCCAGCAGGGAUGACCGAGAAAGUUCUGAGAAACGCGUAGAGGAAUCCGCUGUCUUGGGCUUAGACACUGGCCUGGAUGACGCUGAUUUGCAGAUCUCGGCCAGUAGCAGUGACGCUGGGACUGCUGGUAAGACUUCGGCACCCCUCGCACGGCAGACGGGCUCCGAACUGGCUCAAGGAGAGCAAGAGCUGAACAAGACCCAAACCCAACGCCUUGUCGACGGGGAAAAUGGGAUCGACGAGGAGGGAAAAGGGGUAGCGUUCGGAAAUGCACAAGAGAGUAGGACGGAAGGCAUUGACAACCGAGAAGGAAGUGAAACCGGUUUGAAGGAGCGGGAUUUGCCGUUCCGAGUCCCAACAGAUAGCGAUGGCGACGAUGACGACGGCGCUCGCGAGUACCCAAGCCUCGACAUGAAUUUGGAUAACGCAGUUUUUUCUCUAGACGACGACAGAGACCCUUCGCCAGAGAAGUUUCUCGGCCGAACGGGUAGCGUAGAAUUUAGCAGCAACGACUUGUUUUCACCACAACCCUUCGGAGCACCCGAGAAAGAAGAGCUCCAUGUUGGUGAUGAGGUUCAGCUGGAGCAGGAGUUGCCGCACAAGCCCCACGGUGAUCGGUGCAAGACCAGGGGGAGGAAAAAGGAAAGCGAUAUCCGAGGGGCAAGAUCGCGAACUUUCAAACCGAGAUAUCGAAGCCAGGAAAACGAUGGACGAACAAGGCUGCGAGCAAGCAGCCAAAGCCGUGCGGACGCCGGGGGGGCGGCGAGCAUACGGCGGCAGCGACAGGAGCGCUUGAUUCAGCAGCUCACGCGUGACAACGGGGUGUUGCAGCGCAAAGUAGCGGGCUACCAGCUUGCGUUGCAGCUAUCCGCCGAUGAGGACGACUUCUCCACGAGCCCGUCCUUCUCUACCGCCAUGCAGCUGCAGCAAGCCGCACCACCGGCCUUCCCGCGCGGUGGGGGUACGCCCGCGCCAUCCCCCCGCGUCGCCAGGGGCUGGACGCACCAAAAUCCACCGCCGCCUGGCCGCAUCUCUCCUGUCGAGCGCAACCUCUCGUACACUACCCUGGUGCGGCAGCUUGACAUGGGUGGGAGGCGAGCGAGGACGCUGAAGCGGGAGAACGAGGCUCUUGGGGCGAGGGUGAAUGAGCUCGAGAGCGGGGCGGUCCUCAGAGCGACGCAGUCGAGGCUCUCAGAGCGGGACGAAGAAAUAGUGGCACUCCGAGAGGAACUGUCCGUUAUGAACCGACUUGCUCGAGCUCAAGACCGCAAGUUCGAGGGAUGCCACGGGUACGCCCUCGCUCGUCGACUGUGGCUAACAGAGGAGGAGCUACGGACAGCUCGCUCAACUAUAUCUACACUGGGAGCCGAGGCAAAGGGAGAGCUCGAAGCGGCACGAGUGGAAAUCGAUGGGCUUAAGGAAGACAAGGCCGUCCUAACCCAGGCACUCGAAACGAAGGCGAGGGAGAUUCGGAUGCAACUGCUACAGGUCAAUCGCCUGAAGCGAGAGAUCCAACAUCUCUCCGCCGGGGCGAUUAAGCUCGAAGAGGCGAGUUGCGUGGUCGCAGCAGCCAGUCUUCCGUUGAGAGCGCGAGGAAUUUCUUCUGCAGCCGCCGGGGCCGGUGGAACGUCAGCAUCGGCCGUGACGAAGUUGCACGAAGGCCGAGCGAAGUCCGCUGUCUACAGCAGGCCCGGUGCUGGUGGUGGUGGAGCUUCGAUGAAUUUGUUGGACCGUUCCCAGCCUCCUCCUCGCUCGGAUCGUCGGUUGAGGAGCGAGCGGGAGCCCUGGGGUGCCCGGGCCCGUCUUUCGGGCCAGUUCUCACCCAUGGGGUGGGAUCGAGACUGGGGAGGCGAAGGGGCUGUUACCGCACCUACCGCCGGCACUGGAACGCCCGACGCGGCGGGUGAAGCAACAGCCACUGGAGCACCACCAGCUGCAGCAGCCGUGGCUGGGGAAGUUGUGAGUGGGGCGUUCGGACGAGCCUUGUCAGGAUUGCAAGCUGAUGAAGCGGCGAAGAGCGCCGACAGGGGCGAUGGAGGUGUGGGUGUGAAGCUGGAUUCAAUAGAAGGAAAACAGGAAGAAGUCGUGGCCAAACCGGAGAAGGUCGAGGAUAUUGCGGCGGUGGCGGCGGCGGCGGCCGCAGGGGGCGAGGCAACACAUCUCCACCCUUGUCCAUUGGCGGGGCUGAUGGACAUGUCAGAACUUCCGCUGCGCAGCCAUCGGCGGAGCUACUACAAUGAGGAUGACGGGAAGAGACAACACCUCGGGUUGGGACCCUACUGGGGAGGGAGCGACUGGUGA
Molecule: messenger RNA, 2394 nt
Organism: Ectocarpus siliculosus
Lineage: Eukaryota; Phaeophyceae; Ectocarpales; Ectocarpaceae
Source: the annotation of a GenBank genome assembly